AUGGGACCCGCCUUCUCUGUCUCCAUGGUCCUGCUGCUGCUUAUGCUAGUGUGUGGACGACCUGUAUACUCUGGACGAAUCGUAGGGGGCCAAGCUGCUGCUUUGGGGCGCUGGCCUUGGCAGGUCAGCCUGCAGUUUGGCCGGGCCCACAUUUGUGGAGGUUCCCUCAUCAGCAAGAAUUGGGUACUGACAGCAGCACACUGCCUAAAAGGGCACUGGAUUUUUAUUCCAUACAGUAUAUGGCUUGGAUCCAUUGAUGUAAGACAAUCAAGCAAAGGCAAGGAAUACUAUGUGUCCAAAAUCGUCAUCCAUCCCAAAAAGAGUGAUACAAAUGGAGACAUUGCCCUGCUGAAACUGUCUACCCCAGUCACCUUCACCUCUGUCAUUAUGCCCAUUUGCUUGCCCAAUAUCUCAAAGCAUCAUAAGCUUCCAGCUUCUUGCUGGGUGACUGGAUGGGGACAAAACAUGAAAGGUCAGUACCCUGCUUUCCUCCAAGAAGUUGAAGUACCCCUCAUUGAUGAUGUGGAGUGUGAGCAACAGUACAACCCCCUCAGCAUGUUCAUCCCGGGGCUGGAACCGGUCAUUAAGAAGGACGAAUUUUGUGCUAGUGACAUUAAGAUGAAAAAGGAUAGCUGCAAGGGCGACUCCGGAGGGCCUCUGACAUGUCAAAUUGAUGGUGUCUGGACCCAGAUAGGUAUCGUAAGCUGGGGUUUGGAAUGUGGCAAAAUUGCUCCUGGAGUCUACACCAACGUGACCUACUACCAAAAAUGGAUCAGUGCCAUUAUCUCAAGAGCCCAGGGCUCGGGUGGUGACUGUACUUACGUGACUUCUUGUUCCCUACUGUACUUCUUUCUCUGGCUCUCCUGGGAUCCUCCUGAGCCUUGGCCCUAACACAAUACCAAGACAAAAUAGAGACGCUGCUGCUGGGGAACU
This is a messenger RNA of Cricetulus griseus (Chinese hamster), 933 nucleotides long. NCBI's taxonomy places the organism in Eukaryota, Metazoa, Chordata, Mammalia, Rodentia, Cricetidae. The record is from RefSeq and is a predicted model, not a curated record.